Messenger RNA from Lactuca virosa, 959 nucleotides. The record is from the annotation of a GenBank genome assembly. Lineage: Eukaryota; Viridiplantae; Streptophyta; Magnoliopsida; Asterales; Asteraceae.
CUAAUAUAUUAUGAUUACUAUGACUAUGAAGACCCAUGUUUUGUGUUCUAGUUUCUUGUUCCAAGACCUCUCUCUCUCUCUCUCUCUCUCUCUCAUACCAGAAACAAACGAAGAAGAGUGUCCUGGUGUUUGUCUUGGUGUUGUAACAGCAAAUCCCAAGUUUUGUGUCUAUGCUGAUCCACCAAUGAAACCAAAAACACAGAAUUAAGAAUAAACCCCAUUAGCCUAGCUUCUACCAAUCAACAAGAACACAAAUUAGUUUAAAUAUAUUGUCAAAAGUUUCCCCUUUAUAUAUAUUAACCAUCCAUCUUUUGUUUCCACACUCCCUUUGUUUGUAUCUCAAAAUGUCAAACAUAUCAGGAGAUGGAGGAGGUAGCUUCUCCUCCGGCAAUACUGGUGGUGUUUUGGAAGAAGGUCAACAAAGGCAGACAUCAAUAGUCAACUCCCAGAGUACAUCCACAGCUGCAGAUGUUAGAUCCACCCCUCAAGAACUUCUUCCAGAUUCAUCUAAGAAGAAGAAAAGAUCCCUACCAGGAACUCCAGAUCCAAGUGCACAAGUUAUUGCUUUAUCGCCAACGAGUCUCAUGGCAAAGAACAAAUAUGUAUGUGAAAUAUGCAACAAGGGUUUCCAAAGGGAUCAAAACCUGCAACUGCAUAGGAGAGGCCAUAACCUACCAUGGAAACUAAGGCAAAGAAGCAGCACCGAAAUAAUAAAGCGAGUGUAUAUAUGUCCUGAACCCACAUGUGUCCACCACAACCCCACUCGUGCAUUAGGAGAUCUAACAGGAAUCAAGAAACAUUUUAGCCGGAAACACGGGGAAAAGAAAUGGAAAUGUGAGAAAUGUUCCAAAAGAUAUGCUGUACAGUGCGACUGGAAGGCUCAUUCAAAAAUUUGUGGCACCAAAGAGUACAAGUGUGACUGUGGUACCAUCUUUUCCAGGUCUGCCGUUCUUCCCUAA